AGCGAAUCAUUUUCCACAACGCCACCAGAUACAACCCUUCGGUUUAGUUUAUAAUUUGCGUCUCUACCAUUUACCAAAUACCAUUCCAUUUCCACACACAUCUUCUUUGUUUGUGAAAAGGCAAAUCAGAAGACGAUGAGCAACGGCGGUGGUGGCGUAACAAUGAAGAUAAAGCACAAAACAAAAAUCGUAUGCACGCUCGGACCCGCCUCCAGAUCCAUUGAUAUGCUGGAGAAGCUAUUGAGGGCUGGCAUGAACGUCGCCCGAUUCAAUUUUUCUCAUGGAUCUCACGAGUACCAUCAGGAAACUCUCGAGAAUCUCAAGGCUGCCAUGCUUAACACUGCUACUCUCUGUGCCGUCAUGCUCGACACCAAGGGACCCGAGAUUCGAACUGGUUUCUUGAAGGAUGCAAAACCCGUGCAGCUAAAACAAGGCCAAGAAAUAACUGUAUCUACCGAUUAUAGCAUCAAAGGGGAUGCAAAUAUGAUCAGCAUGAGCUACAAAAAGUUGGCUGAGGAUGUUAAGCCUGGAAUGGUUAUACUUUGUGCAGAUGGAACUAUCUCAUUUACGGUUUUAUCAUGUGACAAAAAAGCAGGUUUGGUUCAAUGCCGGUGUGAGAAUUCCGCCGUUCUCGGUGAGAGGAAAAAUGUGAAUCUUCCUGGGGUUAUUGUGGAUCUCCCUACCUUGACUGAGAAAGACAAGGAAGAUAUCUUGAAGUGGGGAGUUCCCAAUCAAAUUGACAUGAUUGCUCUGUCUUUUGUGCGGAAAGGCUCCGACCUUGUUGAAGUCAGGAAGUUGUUGGGGCCUCAUGCUAAGAAUAUCCUUCUCAUGUCAAAGGUUGAAAAUCAAGAGGGUGUUGCAAAUUUUGAUGAUAUCUUGGCAAAUUCGGAUGCAUUUAUGGUGGCGCGUGGUGACCUCGGUAUGGAAAUUCCAAUUGAGAAGAUUUUUCUAGCACAGAAAGUGAUGAUUUACAAGUGCAACAUUCAAGGAAAACCAGUUGUGACUGCAACCCAGAUGCUGGAGUCUAUGAUCAAAUCCCCGCGGCCAACUAGAGCUGAAGCCACCGAUGUUGCCAAUGCGGUCCUUGAUGGAUCCGACUGUGUCAUGCUGAGUGGUGAGACAGCUGCUGGGGCGUAUCCAGAACUUGCUGUGAGGACCAUGGCAAAAAUAUGCAUAGAAGCAGAAAGCACAUUGAACUAUGGAGAUGUCUUUAAGAGAAUAAUGGAACACUCACCUGUGCCGAUGAGCCCGUUAGAGAGUCUGGCGUCGUCGGCGGUGAGAACAGCCAUGUCUGCGAAAGCAUCUCUUAUAUUAGUGCUGACGAGAGGAGGAAGUACUGCGAAAUUGGUGGCUAAAUACAGACCUGGAAUUCCUAUUCUGUCAGUGGUGGUUCCUGAGGUGCAGACAGAUUCGUUUGAUUGGUCGUGUAGCAAUGAAGCGCCUGCAAGGCAUAGCCUGAUAUUUAGGGGGUUGGUACCAGUUUUGUAUGCAGGAUCUGCUAGGGCAUCACAUGCAGAGACUACAGAAGAAGCAUUGGAUUUUGCCUUGGAACAUGCCAAGGGGAAAGGAGUCUGCAAGAUUGGGGAUUCUGUUGUGGCUCUGCAUCGUAUUGGAACUGCAUCAGUAAUCAAGAUCAUUUACGUCAAGUGAUCUUGCUGUUUUCUGACAUUAUUUUUGUGUUGCUUUCUCAUAUUAUGAACCUCGGAAUGUUAUAAUUUUAAUCAACAAUUUUUGGAUCUUUAUCGUGAUUUCUAUAUCAGCUGAAGAACUGUUUUGGUGAAAGAGCAUGGCAUGUUCACCUUGUUUUAUGAACAAACCCGGCCGUUAUAAAUUUAAAUUGGCAGUGAUUGAUUGAUUCUUUA
This is a messenger RNA of Mercurialis annua (annual mercury), 1862 nucleotides long. RefSeq names its product pyruvate kinase, cytosolic isozyme. Gene Ontology annotation, cellular component: cytoplasm. Gene Ontology annotation, molecular function: magnesium ion binding; pyruvate kinase activity; potassium ion binding. Bases 136 to 1650 code for a protein of 504 amino acids. Gene Ontology annotation, biological process: glycolytic process. The transcript has 3 exons. The record is from RefSeq and is a predicted model, not a curated record. NCBI's taxonomy places the organism in Eukaryota, Viridiplantae, Streptophyta, Magnoliopsida, Malpighiales, Euphorbiaceae.